AUGGCUCUGCACUGCAGCAGUUGGCUGUACAAUGAAGGCUCCAAGCACCUCUUACUGGUAGGAUUCAUCUUUACCUAAAACUGUAUAAUAUAUACUCAUUCCCAAGUCUUAAGGGCACUUUAACCCUUUCCUUGCCCGGGGUCUGCACGGUACUCCACUUAUUAACCCUUCCUUUUGCCAAUGGUCUGUUCACUUUCAAUACUCCAGCCAUUAACCCUUCCAUUGCCAAGGGGCUGCACAUUACACUAACUAUUAACCCUUCCUUUUGCCAAUGGUCUGUGCACUUUCAAAACACUAGCCAUUAACUCUUCCAUUGCCAAGGGGCCGCACAGUACACUAAUUAUUAACCCUUUCUUCUCCAAUGGGCUGUUGACUUUCAAUACACUAGCCAUUAACCCUUCCAUUGUCAAGGGGCUGUACUGUACACUAUUUAUUAACUCUUCCUUUCCCAAUGGGCUGUUCACUUUCAAUACACUAGCCAUUAACCCUUCCAUUGCCAAGUGGCUGCAGAGUACACUAAUUAUUAACCCUUCCUUCUCUAAUGGGCUUUUCACUUUCAAAGCACUAGCCAUUAACCCUUCCCUUGCCAGCAGGCUGCACAGUACACUAAUCAUUACCCUUCCUUCACCAAUGGGCUGUUCACUUUCAAAGCACUAGCCAUUAACCCUUUCCUUGCCACGGGGCUGCACUUUACACUAAUUAUUAACCAUUCCAUCGCCAAUGGGCUGUUCGCUUUCAAUACACAAGCUAUCAACCGUUUCCCUGCCAGGAAGCUGCACGAUACACUGCUUAUUAACUCUUCCUUCUCCAAUGUGCUGUUCGCUUUCAGUGCACUGGCAAUUAACCCUUCCCCUGCCAGGAAGUUGCACAGUAUUCUUCUUAUUAACCCUUCCUUCUCCAAUGGGCUGUUCACUUUCAAUAUUAAAGCUAUUAACCAUUUCCUUGCCAGGAUGCUGCACUGUACACUCAUUAUUAACCCUUCCUUCUCCAAUGGGCUGUUGACUUUCAAUACACUAUCCAUUAACCCUUUCCAUGACAGGAGGCUGCACAGUACAUUAAUUAUUAACCUUUCCUUUGCCAAUGGGCUGUUCACUUUCAAAGUACUAGCCAUGAACCCUUCCCUUGCCAUGGGGCUGCACCGUACGCUAUUCAUUAACCCUUCCCUUGCCAGUGGGAGUGGGAUGUACAAUAUACUAAUAGUUAACCCUUCACUUGUCAGGGAACUAUACAAUUGUCUCAGCAGGGCUGUAGCAACUUUUUUUUAGCAAUGAUAAAUUAAGCUUGUCAUGCAGUGAUUUGUGAACUGAGCUUAAGCUAUACACCUGUUUAACUUUAGUGCUUUUUUAAACUUUCUUUUAUUCAUUAUUGUAUUAAUAUUGUAUCAUUGUGAACCUGGAAUCUGAGAAGGUACAUGUGGAAAACUGUUAUUUAUAUUUAAUUGACAUAUUUGUACAGUAUUUUCACUCCAGACAUAAAAUGUUUAUCAUUAUAGAUAUGGCUUCUAUUACUGUAACUCUCUAGACACAAUAUAAAUCAUUGUCUAGAAGGAGAUAUCUCCAAUGCUUUACAGCUGCUGGAGUCGUAUCUCUGUGUCACAGGUAAGCUAAGGGUAUUUACUAAAUAGUAACUUGGGGGAACUGACAGCUGAAUGUAGGCCAAGAUAGGGAAAAAAAAACAGACAUUUUUCUAAUUUGUCUAUUUUAAUCUAAAUAUUGUAUUAUAAGUUCACAACAAGGAACACUUUAGUUAAAAUACACCAAAUUAUACGGAAAUUGUAAUUUCAAUGCUAUUGUACAAUGUAUAGACACUAUAUUAAGACCAUGCAGUGAUUUGACUGAUUAGUGAUGCUUUAGAGCUCUGUUAUACCAUACAUAGUCUGAGAGCUUUGUAACUGCACUUACCUUCAUCAAACCCCCAACAGUCCCUAUUUAGGAGGGACAGUCUCUAUUUUGGACCAAAAUCCCUCUGCCCCUCUUUUCUAGGAACUCCAAAUUGUUGGUGUGUCUGAGUAUAACAGAGCUCCACAUCAAUAACACUCAUGGUAAUGUGUCUUUAAACUACAAUAAAUGUGCUUAGAAAUCAGUCUGUUUAAAUAAGAUACAUUGUUCUUGUUCUGAAUUACAUUUUAGUUUUAUAAAUUGUAUAUGCAUUUACAAUUUAUACAAAUAUGUAUAUAUUUGCUUGAGACCUGAGGAAGAGAGGAAAACUUUCGAAAGCUUGCCUUUGAAAUAUUAUAUUAGUAGAAUGCGGAAUGCAAUGAUACCUUUUUUUAUUGGACAGUAGUUUCUCGCCUGUGGCUAUGGCUGAGUGUUAUGGGAGUUGAAGUCCCAAAGCAGGCAGUAUGCUGCAGGUUUAUAAGACCUAUAAAGGAGUGGCAUUGUCAAGUCAGUUGUAAUAGUGAUAAAGUCACAUAUAUCCCAAGUGGAUAAUAUCUGGAUAUGGCAUAUAUCUGAUGGUAGAUGUAGAGUAAGAUAGUGAAAUAUGGUUUUAGCAUAUAAAAUCAGGUAUGCAUUAAGAUCUUCUGUAAGUUACAGAUAGUGAUGGGAAUGUGACCAAAGGAUAUGUAGAAGUCAUUAUAUAAAAGAAAGUUCCACUCACAGGAUACCCAAUAGUACUGUAGCAACAACAGGUACCAAACGUGAGGACAAACGUCCAGCCUAGUUGGAAUAAAAGAUCAUAGCUUUAUUUCAUUCAAAUCCAGUAGACAGCAGAAGGAAAGAUGCUUACGGAACCUGUGCCAGAUUUCUUUCCUCUCUUGGUCACUUCUCACUUAAUCUGUGACUAAAAUUAACAUUUAGUGAUUGUCCUACUCAUCAAUAAUCUUUUUUUCCCAUCAAUCAUCUCUUUAUUUGGCAGAAUUCCUAAUCAUGACUCCAAACCUAACAUGUUCACCAUUGUGUGGCUCGGUUAAUCUAUGUUCAGUUAUAUUUCAUAUAUAUAUAUAUUGGGAAUUCGGCCGUUCACCUAAUUGGCCCAAAUUAGACUGAAUUGCAGUUCGGCCCGAAAUGAAUCCCCAUUAUCCCACAUUAUAUAUGCUGCUCUAGGAAAGUGUGGUGGUGUCUGUCUAGAACAACACAUGACUUACUAUUGUAUAUGCUGUCCCAUAUGUCUUACAGAAAUCUAAAAUCUCAGAUUAUACACCUUUUUAAUUUUUUUCUUUUCCCCUUAGUUAUCCUGGCUUGCUAUCAACACAUGGCUGUUUUACAAGACAUUCAUAUUGUACUAUAGAGGUCCACAGUACUAUUACUUACACCAAAUGCUGGGGGUAAGUGCUCAUUGGGUUAACUGUUCGGGAGAGAUUCAGAGACAAGGCUGUAGGCAACAUAGGACAUAAAUGAAAUAAUUAAUUGUGACUCCGUUCUACUCUAUGUAUAGAUACUAUAAGAAAAAAAAAGGAAAAAUUUGCCAGGACAUGAAGAGUUAAUAUGGUUAUUUAUUUUAUUUUUCCUGUUUGUUUUUUUUGUCUGUUUUGUCUUUUUAUCUUUAUAUGGCUUAGGGGACCUUUAUGGUUACCAGCAACCAAUGGCUUUGUGAUAAAUCUGUGUAAUCCACACUAGCGGUGGACACCAAAUGUGGACAUGGUAGUCCAGACCAAGGACAGUGAUCCCAAAUUGUCUACCCUCCUUUCUGUGGUAAUUUGUCCCUCAGUAGGAGUAACAUUUCUCCACAUGUAACAGAUGUUUAUAUGAGAGUGAUCAAUGUUCCAUCAAUGCUCAGCACGGUCUUGUUCUCUAUUGUUAUAAUGGAAAAGCUGACAAGCUGUGAACAAAGGCUGCAGUUUGCUUAGUUUGUUCUUCUGGCUGGGUUUGAAUGAAGUGACAGAUUGCGGGUUCCCACCUCCUUUCUAUAGCCGCAUGAUCCUCAAAGCCCUCUGCACUGGAAUGUAGAAGCAGGAAGGAGGGAGGUGCACACAAUUAGCCUACAAGCAGGUUGAAAAGAUUAUGUAAGAAAUAUAUUAAUUUAUCUUGAAAUCUUUGUUUAUGCUGUAUAUUCUGUAUUUUUAAAACAGUUUGCCUUGAAAUUCCUUUAACGGAACACUCCAAGUACCAUAACCACAACAUCAGACUGUAUUCUAAUGGUUUGACUUACUACGUGGGGUCUACCCUGCCUCUUCACAGCCAGAGGUUCUUUUCACUAAGCUAAGACUGGCAGUGCAGGGCUUAGCUCAUUGGCUUAGAGCGAUCAGCUGACUGCAUGGCUUAUAACUCUAACUUCCCGAAUUGAGGCAGGGAACAGCGUCAGGUGGAGGACGUCAAAACAUUACAAAAUACUUAUAAAAAACAGAUGUUGUUUAUCAGAUGUGAAUUUUAGCACAUCUCGUUUUCCCCUUUCUUUCCUUCUAUACACCUUUCCCUAGUUUAUUUUCCCCCAGAAUUUUUACUUUGCUAUAGUUUGAAAAAUGUUCAAUUAAAAUUCUUUGAAAAGGAUUGUAUCAUAUUAGGAGAGCAAACACUUCUUGUUAGGCCGCAGUAGGAGCGUUAUAUGUAGGUGGACAUUAAUGUUAGUACAUGGUGAUCUCGGAGUGGAAAUGUAUAUCAGUGAUAUUAGAGAUUAAAAAUACAUUAGUAAAGAUCAGGCGACCGUUAUCUCCAGCUUAAUGAACAGGAGGUCCAAUGCAUAAGAGCCAAUAAGGAACUCAUAAAGAGGAGUUACAUAUAAAGAGGUUUCUCCAAACUGUACAAGUCAGGAUUCUGGACUUCCCACACAAGAGGAAUGGUGUGAGUGAAAGCCCACAGUGCGGAUUUUUAAAUUGUGAAAUUGGAAAAUACAGAUGUUUAAAAAACUUUGUAGAGUAACGCUUCUUAUUAAGUUACUAUUUUGAUAAAAAAAAUUGUAGUUAUUUACAUUUUUCUAAUUGGGAAUAAAUGCCAUUACCUUUUAAAGGAACAUUCCUAGUACCUUAACCAAUUCUGCAAAUACCAAUAGGGGAGUAAACGUACUUCUACAUGGAUGCAAAUGCUUACAUUUGCUGCCAAAUUAAAAUCAAGAGCAAUGAUAUAAAAUCAUAUUUAAGACUCAUACCUUCUGCAUAUGGUUGUCCAUAGCAGUGCUACUCAACCCUCUCCUCAAGGCACUCCUAACAGUCCAGGAUUUAGGGAUUACCUGGGUGUGUCUAAGGUGUUCCCUUAAAUCAUGGACUGUUAGGUGUGCCUUGAGGAAAGGGUUGAGGAGCACUGGUCCAUAGCAUUGAGAUGGCCUUGCAUCACAAGAAAACACAGUCUUCAGCAUUUAUUAGCUGAAAAUUGCUGUUCACCCAAGAUAAUGGGAGGAACACUAAGGCACCAGCCUGGUCAACAGACUACACACCAGUCUUUCAUUUUACAUGACCCAACCACAUGAGACAGCUCGUGUUCAGAGUGAGAGGAACGAUGCAGUUCCACCAUACAUGCAGGUAGUCUGUCGAGAUCAGCUAUUUAACAGAUGACCAGUUAUUGAGAUUGUACAUGGGACCUCUCUAUGAAAAGGUCAAUUGUACAAUAAGAUUGUUUUAUUGGAGACAGGUUUGUUCAAGUUUAAAUCACUAAAGUACUUCAUCCUACAAAAAUAUGCUUAUACUAUCAAAACCAUAAACACCAAUGGCUUAUUUACUAAAAGUGAAAUGUAGUAAAUGGAAAUCUGACUGACAAAAUGUAGGUAUAAAUAAUUGAUUUGGAAAAAUUCUCCAGAUUAGCUUUUGCCAUUCAUAUUUCAAUUACAUAACUAAUUAUAUAAUUAUAACCUAAUGUAUAUACAGUAUAUAUCACAGUGUGCAUAUGACAUUUAAAGUGACAAUUGCAUGAUUUUGCUAUUACAUGACGAAAAGUCAUGAUUUUAUUAAAGACACGGAGGCUCAUAUUGCAUAUCCCUUUCUUUACUGUCCACCAAAAGCAGCAAAGAAUACAAACAGAAUGAAAAAAUAAUGAACAUACAGUAAUAUAGGCCACUCCCCGCUCAGGUCCCAGCAUAAUAGGCAGCACUUCCCUUCCAUUUCCCUCUUUCUGAAGAUGCGACCCUACAAAAAAACGUCAAUAACCAAGAACAGAGAUAAUGUCCAAUGAGGAGACAACGUAGAACUGUUCGCCAAGAAGAGGAUAACACUUCAACAACAGGGAAGCACAACUGGAUAAUCACAGGACCAAACUCUAUCAGCGGGGGGAGUCCACACAAGCUGAAGUAUGGCAUUCCACCUCGUCGGAUCAGGCUGUGAAAACAUAAAGGAAUAGGAGCCCACAGGUUAAAGUCAAUACUUGCAACCAAUUUCAAGGCCAGACUAAGCAAACCACACAUAUCUACAGUCCCACAAUUCAGAGUGAUUAAACAAGUCAAGGUACAUAAUCAACCCCAUUACGACACGGCCCCACUUACCAUACCAAACCAUUCAAUGUAACUUGACCAAUCGGCCGUCCUCAUGAGAUCCUCCAGAAGCGCACUUGCAGUCAUCAUCGAAGAGGCCGAGGCCCCCCGGACCGAAUGGGCACCAAAGACGGUGGUAUUAAUGCCCGCCUGAGACAAUAACCACUUCACCCAGCGUGACAAUGUGGUGCUAGAUACCAGGUGGAAAAGAGGACGAAAGGAUAGAAACAGCUAUGGAGAAACAGCGGUACGGUGGAGUUUGAUGCGAUCUUCAUAUUCGCGAAGGCAAGCCACUGGACACAAUGCCGGAGAGGUAGGGAAACUCUGGUAGGACACAGACUCGAUAGACGUCUUAGUUCGUCGACUGAUGUUGAACGUUACCCCAUCUGGGGUGUAUGUCCUGGCGUCAAAGUCCAGAGCUCUGAUGUCCGAGACCCUCUUGCAUGAGACAAGGCAGAGCAGGCAAAAUAACUUGGCUGAUAAUUGUUUUAAGGAGAGUGCGGAGUUAGCGGGCCAGGAUGAGAGAAAAGACAAUACAACAGAGACAUCCCAGGUCGUGGAGUAGCGAGGCCUGGGUGGUCGGAAGAAUCGAGAGCCCUUGAGGAGUCGGCACAUGAAGGGGUGUUGCCCCGCAGAACAUCCGUCAAAUCCUUGAUGAGUCGAAGAGAUGGCAGACCGGUAGAGGUUGAUAGUCCGGUAAGCCUUCCCCGCUUUGAAGAGGGAAGUCAGAAAUUGCAGGACCAUGGCUACAGGAGCUGAAAUGGGAUCCGCGUCCCUAGCCAGGCACCAGCCAGCCCAAGCUCGCCAAGCUGACCCAUAUGCCCGUCUAGUGCCGGGAGCCCACGCUUCUGCCAACAGUCAUCUAGUCGUUUCCAAAACUCUCUGGAUCUCCCAGGGUCCCCGAAGAUCCGCCACGCCAGGAGCGGAAGGGAGCCUUCCAACAGGAGGGGGUGACAUCGUCCCAUCGGGUCCAGCAGCAGUUUGUGAAACGACAGCAGUAGUCAGGGAUAGUCCAUUGUCAUCUCGAGCAUUUGAGGGAACCAUGACUGCAUCUCCCAGAAGUGGAGACCAACUUGGCCCGGUGUCUGCGGGAUUGCAGGAGUGAGCACGGGAUCAUGGAGAAUGGAGGGAAAGCAUACAGUCUUGCAGAAAGGCGUCUACUGCCUCCACUGUCGGAUCCGGCCUCCAGCUGAAGAAACAUGACAGUUGGGUGUUGAGCUGGGAUGCGAAGAGGUCGAUGGUAAAGGGACCCCAGAGAGAUGAUAUACUGUAGAACACAUCCGUGUCCAAUCUCCAGUCGCUGGUGUCCAAAAGAUAUUGUGACCCCCAGUCCGCUUGAACGUUGUGCAGGCCAGGUAAGUAUUCCGCGUAAACCAUCAGGUUCUGUUCCAGGCAAAACUCCCAAAAGUCUUUUGCCAAUCUGGCCAACACCGCAGACUGUGUACCGCCUAGGGGGUUGACAUAUCUCACUGCUGAGACAUUGUCCAUGCGGAGGCGGAUACAUGCCAGGGCCCGGUCCCUUGCAAAACUGCGGAUGGUGAAGGAGCCUGCCAGGAGCUGCAGCGCGUUGAUGUGUAGCCGGGAUUCGGAUUCCGACCAGCGGCCUCCUGUCGAAACCCCCUCGCAAUGGGCCCCCAAGCCAUGGAGGCUCGCAUCGAAGUUGAUGGUGAAUUCUGUCAGCGAGCCGAAGAUCGCUUUGCCGUUCCACGCGGACAGGUUGAGGAUCCACCAUCGUAAUUCGUCCUUCGUUUCGCUGUCCAGGGACACCAGAUCCGCGUAGGAUGCACAGGCCCGUAGGUGCGCUAUUUUCAGGCGCUGUAGCGCUCGGUAGUGGAGCGGGCCCAGAAAUACUGCCUGUAUAGAUGAGGCCAGUAGGCCGAUGAGCCGUGCAAGUUGUCGCAAGGUGAGCUGGGGCCAGAUGAGGGCUCUGCGAAGCUCUUUGCGGAUGGAUCGAAUCUUGGUCAUCGGCAGACUCAGCGUCGCCUCCCCCGAGUCCACGAAAGAACCCUAGGAAUUCUAUGCGAGUGGCGGGGGUCAGGCACGACUUUUCCCAGUUGAUAAUGAAUCCCAAGCGAGAAAGGAGGUUUAUGGCCAACCGUAGGUGUGUAAGGAGAGUGGAGCGCUCCUGAGCCAUGAGAAGGAUGUCGUCUAGGUAUAUGAUUAGACGAACCCCCCGAAUGCGCAACCAGGCCAUCGCAGGUUGUAGCAGUUUCGUGAAGCACCACGGUGCUGAGGAGAGGCCAAAGGACAGGCAGGUAAAUCGCCAAAUCUUGUGCCUCCAGUGGAAGCGCAGGAGGUGUCAGGAUAUCACCGCAAUCGGUACAGUCAGGUACGCAUCUUUGAGAUCUAGUUUUGCUAGCCAGUCUCCGUGUAGGAGAAGAUCUCGUAGCAGGUGAAUACCCUCCAUCUUGAAAUGACGGUACUGAACCAUGGCAUUGAGGAGGUGCAGAUUUAUGACGGGCCUCAUAUGACCGCCCUUCUUUUCCACCAGGAAAUUGUUGCUUAUGACACCUGCGGGGUUGAGAGGUGCCCGUUCUAUAGCCCCUUUGACAAGGAGGGUGGAGAGUUCUUCGUCGAUCAAUCUGUGAUCCUGGAGUGAGAAGCAGAUCAGUCGAGGAGGGGGAAUGUGUACAAGAUGCCCCACUAGUUCUAUCUGGAAACACCGAACAGUGGUCAGCACCCAAGAGUCUGAGGUAAUUAGUGACCAAGCUGGGAAAAAAUGUUGGAGUCUGCCCCCUACACAAACAUGAGAAGAAAUACGAGGUAUGAGGGAACUCACCGUAAGGUCGUCUGGAACUGGAGUUGCCCCGGAAACCUCUGGAUCGCCACUGGCGUCCGCGUGACGGGAAGAAAGUAGGACGGGUAUUAGUGUCCUGGUAGUUAGCACGUUGCUGGAAGGAGCCUCGUCCCGUGCCACGGGAUUGGAAGUAGGUACGGCCGGACAGAUGGCUCCUGAAUCUGCCGGCCCUGGUGGAGACCUGCCCCUGGAAUACCCGUCUCAUGGAGGCCUGGGCCUUGUCAAGGGCUGUAAAUGCCCCAACGAAACGCCCUAAGUCUUUAAUAAAGGAAUCGCCGAAGAGUAAGCCUUGGGCGUCCUUACCAGCUUCUGUGAGGGCAAGAUUCGCCAGCUUUGGUUCAAUUUUAAAUAAGAUGGAUUUACGCCGUUCUAUAGAGAGGGAGGUAUUAAUGCUCCCAGCAAUACAAAUUGCUCUCUGGACCCAGCCACGUAGGUGUUCCGCCAAGUCAAACAAAAAAUAUCCAGGUGUUUAUGGCACAUUUCCAUAGCCGCGCCCGUUCUGCCUUGCGUGGAAAGGCUCUUUUGCGUGGGGGUGACCGUAGGUUCGCCAGUCAUAGAGUUUAUGGAGGCAGAGGGAUGUUUGGACUUAUGGGUAGCCUUUCUGGGUACCUCUCCCGGCGGGUCCACAGCAGGACUCAAUAGUGACGUCAUGGAGCCCGAGAAAUGCUCGUCUGAAAGACGUGGCAAUAGGGCUUGAGAAAUAGUAUGGGAGAGGGUAGAUGACAUGGACCCCAUGGCUGCCAUAAUGGCGUCUGUCACUGAGCGCUGUAGCGCUAAGAAUUGUGCCCAUUCAGGGUGGGUGGUUCUGUCUACCAUGUUGGGUGGAGUGCCCGAGGUGACAGGGGGCUCACCCAAAUUAUAUGGGGUAUCAGUCUCCCCAGAGGGUGGGGAUCCAGAAGGUAGUCUGGGUUUAGGCAUAAUGGAGAAUAAACAGGACCUAAUCCCUAAUUAGAUAUAAGAAUAGUAUGGGUUAGUCACCCAAAACUGAAAGCAAUAGGUACAAGAGCGAUCUCACAAGGGCCCAGACCAGUGGCACACGCACAUACAAGGUAGGGAGGAAGACAGAAAGUCAGAAAAUGGCCGCCGACAAUCUCGCGAGAUUCGCGGCAAAAUAUAGUGAAAAUUCGCUAAGUUAAAGAACCGAACGUUCGGUAGAAAAGAAACAAAUUCGUAGAAAUAGAUAGACUAAUAUAAGGAAGAGUGAAAAAAACAGACGAACGAGCAGUUCGUGCAAAAAUAAUUUGAACGCUGCAAACAGGCGAAUGGUGCUGUUUGCCGGGAAAAAGUGAACAGCAUGUGUUCGUGACGAAUCAGCCGAAAGGGCUUAAUUCGUGCACGGAAAACAGCCGAGCACAGCGGAGAACGGGCACAAAAGGAAACAGCAAGAUGGAGAUAAGGAAAAACACAAGGGAAGGCACAAGGAAAAGUCACAAGGACAGGGUCAAUUGAAAAGGGGUAAUAAACAAAAUAUAUAACAGGGGAGGUCUGGACCCUGGGUACACAGAAAAAACAUCAUCAAACAAGCAGAGAAAAACAAAUAAUAAAAAAUAUCUAAUAAAUAAAAUAGAAGACAAUAAAAGAAUCAAUAACAGAUAAAGCUAUACAGUGUAAUGCACGGAUAUCAAUAAUAAUAUCAAUAGCAGGUAAUAAACAAGUAAUCAGAGAGAAGAUGUGACAUGUACUUAUCUUUGUAUCGGAGCAGCAAAGAAAGAGGGAAAUGGAAGGGAAGUGCUGCCUAUUAUACUGGGACCUGAGCGGGGAGGGGCCUAUGUUACUGUAUGUUCAUUAUUUUUUCAUUCUGUUUGUAUUCUUUGCUGCUAUUGGUGGACAGUAAAGAAAGGGAUAUGCAAUAUGAGCCUACAUGUCUUGUUAUAAAAUUCUAUUUCAUCAAAAAGUGGAUCAGGCAACAUUUCAGGACCUUAUGGUAUUUGUGAAUAUUUUUUUUCAUUUUGUCUUUCUUUUCUCUAUCUAAUAUAGCAUUCUCUAAUGUGUAUAUCGAACUGCAAAUAGCUGACUCACAGCUCGGGCUUCCCAAAAAGCUUAACCAUAUAUGUCUCUAAGCCUGUAGCGUCUCUAGGAUUCAUAUUUAUAGAGGGCACAUGAGGGGCCAGGCACCAAAGUAGGGGCACAGUUAUAAAACGUGUAUAUAUAUGUGUGUGUAUAUAUGCCCUUUGCUAAGCUGUGCAGGAAACAUUGAAGCCGGCCGCCCAAGGGAGUGAUCAAGCUCACUUACAAGCAUACAAGCUCAAUACAGACAAGCUCACUGAUACACACAUAAACUCACUACAGACAAGCCCACUGACACACACAAGCUCACUACAGACAAGCUCACUGGCACACAUGCUCACUACAGACAAGCUCACUAACACAUGCUCACUACAGACAAGCUCACUAAGUAUAUCCCUCGGUAAAAUCUUGUUGUUUGCUUGAAUUUCUGUGCAUUUUAUUUUUUGGGGAUGUUAAAUUUAGAAAACUUUCCCAAUACAUAUUAUGAUUAUUAUUAUUAUUAUUAUUAUUGUAAUAAUAAUAAUAAAUAAAUUAAGCAUAAUCCAUCAACACAUAAUACCUUGUUAUAUAGGACACACGAUAUCUUUUCAAAUAGUUUUUAUUGAUACAUUUUUAUAAUAUAUGAUAUAGAAACAUGGAAUUUAAUGGCAAAUGUUUAUUCAAUGUAUUUGAUUUGUUACAGCAAUUCAGCUAUUGCAACUGUACAGAAUAACAAGAAUAUAAUGCAUAAAGAGAGACAAAAUAGCUUACACAGGUCAUAAUCGAGUAUCUAUUGUACGUUAUUAUGCUUUUAUUCAUGCAGUAGUAAUCCAUAAUGAAAAAUAAAUAAAACCAAAAUUAAUUUAAUUAGCAACAUGACACCAAACAUAGCACAAAUCUAAUCAUAGUGUAGUGUAGAGCUUCAAAAUAACCUUUUCUGAUAAAGUGCUUAGUGCGACCAGUGUAUUAAUCAGCAAUAAUGUGCAAAACCCAACAAUUUAAAUACAUACAAAAAUAUUCUUCCUGUGACAAGUGUUUGCUCUAUUCACAAUCCUUCAGAAAGUGUCCACAAGUCAUUCUUUGAAGUGCAAAGACACAACAAACUUUUAUAAAAGUCACAGCAAACUUUUCAACUUCACCUCGAAAAGUGAUAUAAAUUGUGAAUAUAAAGUAUUAAUGUUGUAUUAAUGUCUAGCAGCAAAUAGAUUUCCACAAUAAUUCAAACCUCAAAGACUAAAAUAUAAUAUAUAAUAGUACAGGCUGUAUAAUAUGUAUUCACAUUAAAAAACCAGGCUGUAUAAUAUGUAUUCACAUUAUAAAACCAAAAGGUACCCACAUGUGUGGAGACAACACCACAAUACUAAUAUAUAUUUAUAAAUGACUAAGCAAGGAAUUAUAGGGUUAAAAAGAAGGGUAAGAUCAAAGGAAGACACUUACAAUGUCAAGAAGAAGCCAUUGAGGAAGUGGUGUGGUUAAGGUACAUAUUGAUCUAAGAAAGAUACACCUGGGGCUUAGUUACAGUGUUAACAUAGUACAUUUUAUUAAGUACUUUGGAGAAUUUGCUUCCGGCCUCUCCAGCUUCCAGCUAUGCACAGACGAGCAGACAUGAAAAUGCAUUUGGCCAUUUUCAAGGAGGCUUCGUAUUACUUGGUGGAGUUGUCUAGUCGUGCUAAGAAAUGAAGAUUGGUCGGAGAGAACAGAGAAUAUGUUUCUGCAUUACCUUGAAAUUGAAUUACCUUGGGGCACUGUCACCACCUAUAACAAUAGGUUUCUGGGCUUUCAAAUCCAUAUGAGCACAUGUCUUGGUAUGGAAGAAUAUAGUCUUGUUUGAUCUAAGCAACAUCACACUGUUUGUUGUCUCUUCUACUCAUUUUUGCAUUAAAUUGUGUUUGAUUCGUAAUCGUGUAUAUCGAUCAGGGCAAUCUUUCUCCAGCACUUCAAUUUCUAUCUCAAGCUUAGAUAGAGUCAGUACAGUAGGACAUAAAAAUCCUUAAUCUAUUUUAUAUUAAAAUGUGUGUAUUGAAUGUCCUGUUAGUAAACCUCUUGGCUUUGUUUCUUUUUUUUUUUCUACUACAUUUGUUUGCAUUUUGACUUCAUUUUCAUUUAUAAAUCCAAGGGUCUUUUGUUUCUUCCAAACCAGGAUGUGAACGUGGAUUUUAACAAGGGCGACUGGCGUGACUCAGGAUUUUAUUUACUAGUUCAUUAAAUUCUAUACCAGAUGUUAGGAAGUUGAAUUUAAACUGACAACGUCAAAAACAAUUAACCUUUUGAGAGCAGAUAAUUGAGAAACACAUGUUUUAGCUGGAUAGUGGCCACCUAAUCUAGUCCUGAAUCGUCUACUCGAUUCUCAAAGGAACAAGGAAUACAAUAUACAAAACAUCAACUAUGUUAGCUCUGCAGAUCUGUGAUAUAUCAGAUAUUAAAUAACUUAUAUAGUAUAGACCCUGUUUAUAUCUUUAUUUACUUUUUUUUGUUUAAUUUCUGUAUGGUUAACAAUCUAGCAUUAUUUUUGACAGAUUUAUAUUGCAAAAUAAAUGUAUACAGAUAUGUCUGAUAUCUUAAUAUAUUUUAUGAAUGCUCUUAUUGAAACUUGGACAAAUUGCACUAAUUUCACUGAGUUGAGUAAACAUUACUUACAUAUGUGUUGGACCAUGUAAAGUAAUGUAGGAAUCUAUCUUGUUUAAUGUUUGUUGUCUGAUUUCACAAAAAUAAUCUUAAUUAAUUGUUUUUGUAAUUAACCCCAGCUGCCAUGAUGAAAAUAAAACAAAAAGCUAAAUGCUUCACCACUUUGUUGUAACUCAUGCAGUGCAAAAUAUCAAACUUGACCAAGUAGAUUCAUACUAUUACAGAAAUAUAGUUACAGUUGUGCUCAAAGUUUGUAUACCCUUGGAGAAUUGGUCAUAUAUGUACCAUUUUUAAAUAAAACAUGAGUGAGCAGGCAAAACACAUUUCUUUUAUUGCUUAUGGGCUUCAUAUUCAACUGUACGUUAUAACAGAAUGGCACAAUCAUAAAACAAAACAUGGCCACAAAGAAAAAAAAUGAAAUUACCCCUGUUCAAAAGUCUUAAUACUGUGUAUUACCUUCUUUAGCAUCAAUGGCAGCAUGCAGUCUUUUGUAAUUGUUAUCUAUGAGGCCCCUAAUGCCUCCAGGUCAUGCAAAGUCUUUGGUUGUCUUAAAUGAACCGCAAGUUUGAGAUCUCCCCAGAGUGGCUUGAUGAUAUUAAGGUCAGAAGACUGUGAUGGCCACUCGAGAACCUUCACCCUUUUCUGCUGUAACCACUGGAGGGUCAACUCUUGUGCUUAGGGUCAUUGUCAUGCUGGAAAGUCCAAGAGCGCCCCAUGCGCAGCCUUCAUGCAGAAGAAUGCAAAUUGUCUGCCAAUGUUUUCUGAUAACAUGCUGCAUUCAUCUUGCCAUUAAUUUUCACAAGAUUUCCUGUGCCUUUAGAACUCACACACCCAAAACAUCAGUGAACCACCAUGCUUCACAGAUGCUCAAUCAGAAUGAGAUCUGAGGAAUUUGGAGGACAAGGCAAUACUUUAAACACUUUGACAUAUUCCUCAAACCAUUCCUGAACAAUUUUUGCAGAGUGCCAAGUGCAUUAUCCUGCAUAAAGAAGCCACUACCAUCGGAAAACACCAUUGCCAUGAAGGGCUGUAUGUGGUCUGCAACAAUCUCUAUGUAGGUGGUAACAUCCACAUGAAUGCCAGAACUGAAGGUUUUCCAUCAAAAGAUUUCCCAGAACAUAACACUUCCUAUGCCAGCCCGUCUUCUUUCCAUAGUACAUCCUGCUGCCAUCUCUUCCCCACGUAAAUGACACACAUGUACCCAGACAUCCACCAAAACGUGAUUAAUCAGACCAGUCAACAUUCUUCCAUGGUCCAUUUUUGAUGCUUACAUUCCUAUGGGAAAUGCUUUCAGCAGAGUUCAGGGGUCAUCAUGGGCACUCUGACCGGUCUUUCUAUUAUGGCAAAUUUUUUCAGAAAUUUGAGCUACAGUAGCUUUUCUAUGUGAUCAGAUCAGAUGGGGUAGUCUUCACGCCACACAAGCUUCAAUGAACCUUGGGCACUCAUGACUCUGAUACCAGUUUAUGACCCUUCCUUGCACCACUUUUGGCAGGUUCUAACCACUGCAUACCUUGAACAUGCUAAAGACUUGUUUUUGAGAUGCUCUGACCCAGUCAUCUAGCCAUCACUAUUUGCCCCUUGUCAAGGUCACUCAGAUAUUUUCGUUCCAACAAAUGAAAUUCAAAAACUGACUGUUUAGUUGCUACUUAAUAUAUCGCUUCCCUUGACAGGUGGCAUUGUCAUUUGACAUAUUCAGUGUUAUUCACUUUAUCUGUCAGUGGUUUUAAUGUUGUGGUUGACCAGUAUAUAUAUUUCAACACAAAGCGUAUGAAACCAUCAAAGGUAGAUAGAAAAAAACAGAGACAUUUACCAGUCCAUAGGGUGGCCGGGUUUAACAUGAAUAGACAAGAAUGAUAAUAGGAAGGUCAAAGACAGACAAGUAAAGGUCAAAGGGAGUCAGAGGUCCGGUAAACAUGAAAACAAAGCCGUGUCAAGGAUGCCAGAAAACAGAAUAGUCAGGAGAAGCUGAGUCAAAAACCAGAGUAAUUGAGAUACAGAGUAAACACCUUAUUGGAACCAAACAAAAAGUGACAGCAGGGCAAUGAGCCACAGAUCGACUGCGAUAUAUAUAUAUAGGUAAUUUUACUCUAUUUCAUUUCUGUGUGUCCAAAACUUGCGUAUAACACAUCGCAGAAAUGACACAGAGCGCUACGCAUCAAAAUAAUAACACUUAACAAGAAUAUUAGAAAAUGGUCAUGCAGCGUCCUAAAUGACACCAAUGACGGACAGUGUCAACAUCGAUGCGAAGAGAAUGUAACGUCUCAAAAUCAGCAUAGCAGUGAUGAUUGCCAUGCGAGUGUGAGGUGCUGCAGCCACACACAUGAAACCUCAAAUUUCUGUUUUCAGAAGUGUUAUAGUUUCCUUUUUUCAUACAAUUUUAGUAUCAAAGAAAAAAAUAGUGUAACUCAUUAGACUAAUUGCUCUCAUAUUUACAGAGUAAUUCUCUAACGUGAAAUUUCAAGGUGAAUUCAAAGUGAAUUUCAAGUUUACGUUCAUAAUAACUGAACUGGAAAAAUGUAUAAAUCAGCUACACUUUACAUUCAUCUACUAUGGCCUUGAAUGUGAAAUUCACUUUGAAGUCUCAUUUUAGUAAAUAAGCCUGUAAGUAAUUUGCAAUAGUCAUUUAGCCCUUCAGUUGCAGACAUGUGUCCUAGACAUGUGCAAUUCGUUUUGGUUUGAAUGUAAAGGGGGAGGGUUAGGGAUAGGGUUAGGGGUAGGGUUAAGGUUAGAGGUAGGUUUAGGGAACUGCCGAAGUCCCGAAUUCCUGAAGUGCCGAAUUGCCGAAGUCCCGAAUUGCCGCAGUCCUGAAUUUCAGAAGUGCCAAACCGAACUGAAGUGCCGAAUUGCCAAAGUGCCGAAUUGCCGCAGUCCUGAAUUUCGGAAGUGCCGAAUCUAACCACAUUUUUUUGCCCAUGCACAUCCCUAAUGUGUCCCACUCAUUGCUUUACAAUCUUUUGGUCAUAUCUUUGACACUCAGAGUUUUUUUACAACAGAACUAAAGAAAUACAAAUCUAUUUUCUUUCAUGUUGACAGCCAUUUUGAUAUUUUAUAUGCAUCCAGCAGAUCAGGAGGCGGGGUUUCCAGAGAAAGGGAAUGGAGUCACAUUUUCUUGGGUGGGGUCUAGUGCCUUGCCAUCUUAAAACUUCUACAAUUUAACAACCUAAACAAUUGUUAGAUCACGCCUCAUUUCUGAUUUUUUGGGGCACGGCUUCAAAUAUGCAAUAUCUGGACAUAUGAGCUUCUGAUGAAAAUUUAGUUAUUUAACCAUGACUAGUUAAUACAUUAGAUAGCUGAAUGCAGACAUAAUAAGUUAAAGGGACACUAUAGUCACCCAGACAACUUCAGUCCAAUGAAGUGGUCUAGGUGCCAGGUUUUAACCCUUCACAUGCAAACAUAGCAGUUUCAGAGAAGGGUUAAUCCAACCUGUAGUGGCUUUCUUCCUGACAGCCGUUAGAGGCGCUUCUGCGACGCUGGAUGCGAAAUUUGCAUCCAGCGUGCAGAACGUCAAUAGGAAAGUAUUGAGAAAUGCUUUCCUAUGGACUGUUAGAAUGCGCGCGCGGCUCUUGCCGCACAGGCACAUGCACAUUCCUUUUCCUGACACUAUAGUGAUCCUUUAAGCAUAUGUCAUUCUGACAUGCUCUGGUGUUGUGAGUGAGGUAUUGUAAUGGCUGACCACACACACCUCUUGCUCCCCUUGUUCCUGUGUAGUAGUUGAUAAGCAAUUCUGCAGUGUGAAGAAAAAUAUAAAUAAUAAUUAUUGAUGGACCAUUCUGUUUAAAGGAGAAAAAUAUAAAAGCUGCUAAAACCAUAACAGAAAUGCAAAAUUAUAUCCUUAAUUGAGUAAAAAAAUUGACUUAUUCUCUUUGCCUGUGCAUUAUCUGUAAAGGAACAUGGCGCUGUGGUAGGCUACCUCUCCGUUAGUCUGGGAAAACAUGCGUACAUUAAUAAAUAUUACAAGUCAUCUUCCUUAUCAGAAAAAGGUGACUUAUGAUAUAGCUUGUCCUAAAGUAUUUUGACAUUUCAUAGGAUUAAGAUCACAGGGAUUAAUUAUGCUGAUUGGAUCACACAGAACAGAAUAUUUGGAAAGAAGCCGACAUUAGUGAUGAGGAAAGUUAGAAAUCAAGAUUUUUGGGUUUUUUUAAGCUUCCUGUUAAUGACUUCAUUAAAAGAUUAAGUAAAUGUUUGCCUGAAGUGGUGACCUUAAUUUUCUGAAAUUUCCAAUCUCGUUCUCCACAGUUAGCCAUUACGGUAUCGCAGUCACCAAACCGUUGUCAUCCUUUUUUAAUUGCAAAGGCAUUCCAUGCGUGAAUUGUUUUAAAAGAGCGUCUUGCUUCAAUUUCUACAAAAUCUCAAAUUCCAUCAGUUAAACAGGGACUAUAAUAAUGCCCAGCAGCUUCUUUGAUGUCUUUCUUGAUUAUUUGCAAAUACACCUAGUUUAUAAAGCUGAUACUCGAAAAAUUUGAAUAUCGUGCAAAAGUUAAUUUGUUUCAGUAAUGCAACGUAAAAGGGGAAACUAAUAUACGAGAUAGAUGCAUUACAUCUAAAGCAAGAUAGUUCAAGCUGUGAUUUGUCAUACGUGUGAUGAUUAUGGCUUACAGCUCAUGAAAACCCCAAAUCCACAAUCUCAGGAAAUUAGAAUAUUGUGAAAAGGUGCAAUAUUCUAGGCUCACAGUGUCCCACUCUAAUCAGCUAAGUAAGCCAUAACACCUGCAAAGGGUUUCUGAGCCUUUAAAUGGUCUCUCAGUCUGGUUCAGUAGGAAUUACAAUCAUGGGGAAGACUGCUGACAUGACAGUUGUGCAGUAAACCAUUAUUGACACCCUUCCUAAGGAGGGAAAGCCUCAAAAGGUAAUUGCGAAGAAGUUGGAUGUUCCCAAAGUGCUGUAUCAAAGCACAUUAAUAGAAAGUUAUGUGGAAGGGAAAAGUGUGGAAGAAAAAGGUACACAAGCAGCAGGGAUGACCGCAGCCUGGAGAGGAUUGUCAGGAAAAGGCCAUUCAAAAGUGUUGGGGACUUUCACAAAGAGUGGACUGAGGCUGGAGUCAGUGCAUCAAGAGCCACCACACACAGACGGAUCCUGGACAUAGGCUUCAGAUGUCGUAUUCCUCUUUUUCCAGCAGGACUUGGCACCUGCCCACACUGCCAAAAGCACCAAAGCCUGGUGAAAUGACCAUGGGAUUACUGUGCUUGAUUGGCCAGCAAACUCGCCUGACCUGAACCCCAUUGGGAAUCUAUGGGGCAUUGCCAAGAGAAAGAUGAGAGACAUGAGACUGAACAAUGCAGAAGAGCUGAAGGCCGCUAUUGAAGCAUCCUGGUCUUCCAUAACACCUCAGCAGUGCCACAGGCUGGUAGCUUCCAUGCCACGCCGCAUUGAGGCAGUAAUUGCUGCAAAAGGGGCCCAAACCAAGUACUGAGUCCAUAUGCAUGCUUAUACUGUUCAGAGGUCCAAUAUUGUUCUAUGUACACUCCUUAUUUUAUUGAUUGCAUGUAAUAUUCUGAUUUACUGAGAUUGUGGAUUUGGGGUUUUCAUGAGCUGUAAGCCAUAAUCAUCGCACUUAUACAAAUCACGGCUUGAGCUAUCUUGCUUUGCAUGUAAUGCGUCUAUCUCAUAUAUUAGUUUCCCCUUUUACGUUGCAUUACUGAAAUAAAUGAACUUUUGCACAAUAUUCUAAUUUUUCGAGUAUCACCUGUAUAUUCUGGGUUUUCUUGGUUUCUUCCUUAUACUAACUCUAAAAAUGUCAUAAAGUACACAUAUAUCUACAGGAUAUCUAACAACGAGGUAUGUGUUAUGGGGAAAUAAUGCUAUUGUAAUAUAUAUUUAAAAUGUUGGUAGAUCACUAGAUAGACAGACAGUUGGAAGAAAGUUACUCCUCGCUCUACCAUGUAAAGUUAGUAAAUCAUAGUAUUCAACUUUUUGCACAUCCAGACAGAUGUUGCAAUUUUAAUAAUUAGCACACCUGCUAGCCUCCCUUAUAAUGAAUAACUUUGUCUUCUUCCUUUGAUCCUGUGCAUUUGCAUUCUCAGUUUCAAGAAAUAUAGUUGGUUUUGUAGUACUUUUAAAUUGUAAUAAACAAUGGGUACAGGAUCUGUUUAAAGAGAAUAGAUUCUCAAAAUGUUAACUGUACAACGGGUACAAUUGUUGUCUUUCUGAUAUUUUGUGCUAUUGUGCAUGGAUUUACAUUUGAUAAACAUCUGGGGAUAGAUAGACAGACAUACAGACAGAUUGACAGACAGGCACACAGCCUCCAGAAUCCCAAGAUGUUAAUCGUAAUGUUGAAUUAUAUUCCUCAGCAAAUGGAGUGCCAGAGAUUUUUUUUAUCCAGACAAACACACACACACACACUUUCACAAGAGACACAUUUGUUAGAUCAGGGGUUCCCAACCCAGUCCUCAAGUACCCCCCAGCAGUCCAGGAUAUAGUGAUUACCCUGCUGUGUCUAAAAUUUGUUUUGUUUUUUUAAAGCACCUUAGACACAACUGGCUAAUCCCUAAAUCCAGGACUGUUAGGGGGUACUUGAGGACUGGGUUAGGAACCACUGUAUUAGAUGAAUGUUUACUCUCAGAACCUUGAACCAUAUCAUUACUAGGGAUGUGAAGGAAGUCACUGGUCUUACAUAUCUAUAUCAGUAAGUGUAUCACCUCCUUCGUCACUAACAGCACCAAAGCAGUGAACAGCACCAGCCUCGUUUUCAAGUCUGGGCCCGGAUGCUGCUAAACUACAACUUUUAUGAGUCUCCUGUCAUCUACUACAUUCAAAGAAUUUUGGGACUUGUAGGAAAUUAACAUGGGGCGGUGGCAGAGUCUGAGAUCAUUGCUAUAAAGUAACAUUCAGGAUUCCACAGGGAUUAUCACAAUCAGCUGUACUAUUCAACAUCUGUAUUAAACUUCACCAACAGACAACACAUAGAGCUCUAUGCUCCCACCUAUAUACAGAUAAUAUUCAGCUCUUAAUUGGAGAUAAUACAAUCUCCAUCAGCUAGGAACAAUGCACGUAGUAUACUGAAAUUGUAGUUCGAAGCAACAAUAAAAACAGCCACAGGAGGUGGGGGCGUUGCAUCCAAAUUGCAACAAAUGCUAUAUACAUGAGCUUCAUUAAAUUGGCCUGCUUAAUGCAUGUGCAUUCCUGCGGUGUAAUUAGAAAAUGGAUGAUAUAAUGUUAUAAGUAGGGUGACCUAAAAUCUCAGUGUACAAAUUUGACCUAGAAAAGGCCUUGUUAUAUAAAUAAACUGCCAGAUACAACUGGGCACACCUGGGCAAUAAAAGGCCUGAGAACAAAUUGAACACUCAUGUUCUCGUAACAUGAGUAGGAAUAACAAUUUAUCAAUUCCAAAAUGCCACAUAGAAACUAUAUUUCUCCAUGUGGCCAUGUAACAACAAGCAAGUAAAAUAAAUCUGUUAGAGCCAGUGGCCAGAAUUUAAUUUAGAAAAGACCAGUGGACUAUUGCCAUAUUGUCUACCUUGGCAUCUCAUUCAUACCAUCACAUUAACAUUUUUCAAAAAUCCUCUCUCACUUUAAUUUUUUAGACUGUGUUGUUCCAGAAUUGUGUUUUCUAUAAGAUAUUGAGUACCUGUGCUACUUUGGUAUAGUAACCCAUACAGUGUUUAUACAUUAUGCAGUACACACUGUCUAUGUAACAAACCUUGCGGCUGGCUAUGUUUAUAUACUGGCAUUUGCCAAUUAAAUCUAACUUUAUAUAAAUUUGUUAUGCAGUAUUGGGAACAUUGGCAUUUAACUUUGUUUAUCGUCACUUUUAAGGGAGGUGCACACCUGUGGCAUGUACCUCUGGUGUGCUGAUUUUUACACCAUGUAAAUUAAUGGAUAAUGAAUUGUAAAGGUUGAACAUUUAAUGUUAAGCAAUCUAGUGUUUUUUUGCAGCAGAGAAACCACUUUCAAGUAAUUGCUGUGAAAAAUCACCAUUGUACGUUAUCUCCCUGUAGCUAAAAUCAAUGUUAACCUAUUUUCGUUAGGAAUAAAAGUGACUGUCUGAAGCUAUAAUUGUCCUUUAGGGAAUAUUACCUAUUUGGUAAGUCUUGCCAAAAAAAUAAUAUCCCUAGGAGUUUAAUCUUAAUAUGCCUAGCCAAAACACAUUUUUCUUUCUUUUGGGUUUUUUUUAAGUUGAAAGUUUUAUUUUUUACAUUAUUCUCAAUAUUUAUAAACCUCUGCAAGUUCCGUGAAAUUACAUCAUUUUUUAAAUCUGUUUUAUAGGCUUGCUGAAGGGCAGCAGUGCCAGAGACUUGCAUUAUUUUUUUUAUUGAUGAAAUAUUGCUGUUUUAUCUUCUAUGGAAAUAAGAAUAGCUAUGUCCUAGGAUAGUGCUAGAUUAACUUCAGUGCUGCAAUGCAUAUGCAUGAGAAGGGACCGUGACAGACUGGCGACCUUACAUUACCUUAUCUAGUAUAAAUUAGAGCACCGAGAUAGUCUUUUCUACAUUAUGGAUACAACGGAAAAUGAAAAUAUCUGUCCUCCCCACUUUAAACAUACAGGCACAGCACAUGUACACACACCUCAAUUAUAUCAGAUUAUAAAAUAAAAACCAAAGGUUAAAUUGAUUUUGUCACUGCAUGCAAACUUAAUAGAUGUUAAUCCGAGGUGCUUUCCCUUUAAAUAUAUAUAUAUAUAGGAUAUUAUAUCUUUAAUCUUAUAUAACCUGUGCUGCUAUCCUCUAGUUUUCCCCUACGUGUAAAACUCAAAAUACAUGAUAUUUUGAACAGUGAGUUAGCGCACACAAUUGUAGAAAGCUCUCAAAUUAGAGAGUAAAAUAUUUGUAGAACUGAUUCCCCAUGAAGUUCAUGCAAUUAAAAAAAACGCUCUGUUAUAUGUACAGUACUUUUAAGAAAUCCCAAGAUUGUGCAGUCCACACCACAAAUAUAUUGGCCCCUUUUGAAUCCUCCAGUGCUCGGGGUUACAAUUUAAAUAGUGAUAUUAUUGGAAUGCAUUUGUACUUUAUCUGUAUUUGUUCCCAAUUAAUGUCCGAGAGACAGAAUGUAUAAUAGUGUAACACUUUAUAUAUUUGGGUUUGCAGUACUAGCCCUAUAUAUCCUGCUCACCUGAUUCAGGGACACAGUGUAUCUCAUUGUAUAAGCAGGAAAUGGAUUUUCAAUAGUAUUCCAAACUUUAUUUCUUUCCAAAAUGAAAAUAAACAAUAAAAUCUAUAUAGCUAUAUCUAGCUGGCUCACAGUUCAUGGGGGAGUUGUGAUCGCUUUUACAGGUCCACCGUCCACCGAUGUUGCUGCUCGAUCCUCCUCUCCCCUGGACGCCAGGUACGUAAUGUCGGCACCACGUGACUUAUGCGUUUCGCCCUGGGGGCCCACCCCGCCCAGACUUUCUGUGGCUGUCCAAUCACAGACAUCCUAAUGCAGCUUACAGAGAAGUCUUGCAAGGCAGGUGCACUGAGCAAUUGCUGCCUAUUGAGUUUAGCUCUACUGAGUUACGUCUUACUAAGUAACAGGACUGGUUGUCUGUUUGAAAAUCAGGGGUUUAACAAGGUUAAUUUAUAAAAGUGCCAAUUUCUGUUGAAAUCUGAACUUUUUGAUGUGCUUUAGAAGUCAGGAGUGUCCCAUUAACCAGCAUUGACCUAUCAUCGUUCAACUUCGUUCAAGCCAAAUCUGAUUUAUACUUUAGUGUAAGGAGAUACACCUUCAAAAUGGAUACAUUUUCGGGGUGGAGCUUAGCCGCGGAACCAAGCGGUCGCACACACGGAGAGCUCCGGCUAAAACGAGACGAAAUCGACAAAAAAUUACAGCCAAACGAUCCCAUACACCUCAGAAAUCCCACGGGCAGAACGGGGUAGCAAAGCCGACAUCCAACCGAUGCCAUUUACGUUCCAACAGAUGGGUCAGAAAAUCCGCCGCAAAGCUAAGGCCUACUCAGAUUACAGGGCCCUCGAAACAGCGCUACACAGCGCAGCACUCUCCAUAGCAGCACUGACUGCGGAGAACACACACACCGCCCUGGAGACCAUGGGAAGAAAAUCCCAUUGGACAGCAAUAGGUGCGUGCAAAGACACCUGCGACAUUAGCACCAUGCUCCAGCGCCCGGCGGGCCCAAAGAUGGUGGCCACGCCUGACCCAGAGACCAACUCCAAAUGCUCGGACCAUGCUGAGGGGGAUACCCUAGACCAACGGCCACCCCAUGACAUACAGGCUGACCCAGACAUGCUAACACCAGCCACUAAACUGGACAUUAAAAACCUCCUACUGGAACUAAAACAAAUGUCCGCGGCAGACAUGGCCAUAAUGAAAAUGGAGGUCCUAGCGGUCACGGACCGCGUGAAAUCCACAGAGGAAGACAUAAUCGACAUCCAACAUGAAGUAAAAGGCCUUAAAGAAACAGUAUCACAACUAAAAUCCUCUCACUCAACUCUGCUUAGCAAACUGGAGGCGACAGAAGAGAGAAGCCACAAAUUCAACGUGAAAAUCAGGGGAAUCCCCGAUGACAUCAGUCAGUCAGAGUUGCCGCAUUACCUCAGGCGACUGGUAGCCACCAUAUUGCCACAAGCACAGGCCAAAAAACUGGCCAUUGUGGAGAUGUUUCGCAUCCGCAAAUCACCACAGGCACCCCCCCAAGCAACCAGGGAUGUACCAUAUAUACUCGAGUACAAGUCGACCCGAAUAUAAGUUGAGAUCCCUAAUUUUAAACCAAAAAACUGGGAAAACUUAUUGACUCAAGUAUAAGACUAGGGUGGAAAAUGCAGCACCUACUGGCAAAUUUCUAAAUAAAAUUAGAUCCCCAAAAAAUUAUAUUAAUUGAAUAUUUAUUUACAGUGUGUGUAUAUAAUGAAUGCAGUGUGUGUGUGUGUAUAUAAUGCAGUGUGUUUGUAUGAAUGCAGUGUGUUUGUAUGAAUGCAGUGUGUAUGUGUAUGAAUGCAUUGUGUGUAUGAAUGCAGUGUGUGUAUAAAUACAGUGUGUGUGCAUGAAUGCAGUGUGUGUGUGUGUGUGUGUAUGAAUGCAGUGUGUGUAUGAAUGCAGUUUGUGUGUGUGUGUGUAUGAAUGCAGUGUGUGUGUGUGUGUGUAUGAAUGCAGUGUGUGUAUGUGAUGCAGAGCCUUGGUGGGGGGUGAGCAUUUUUAUUAUUUUUUAAAAUUAUUAUUAUUAUUUGUUUUUUAUAUUAUUAAUAUUUUUAUUUUAUUAUUUAAAUUUGUAUUUAUUUAUUUUCGUCCCCCCUCCCUGCUUGUUAGCUGGCCAGGGAGGGGGGCUCUCAUUCCCUGGUGGUUCAGUGGUAUGGGCUGUGUAGGAGGGGGGCUGGCAGAGAGCUGUAACUUACCUUUCCUGCAGCUCCAGUCAGCUCCCUUCUCCUCUGGUCCGGUCAGCUCCCCUGUCAGCUCCACUGUAAGUCUCGCAGUCUGAGUGCCGCGCGGAGCGUUGCCAUGGCAACGCUCUGACCCGGCGGCUCUCUUGAGACUUACAGUGGUGGAGAAGGGAGCUGACAGGACCGGAGGUGAAGGGAGCUGACAGGAGCUGCAGGAAAGGUAAGUUACAGCUCUCUGCCAGCCCCCAACAGGAUGCCGGGCUUGUAAUGAGCCUGGCGGUCCUGGUCUGUAUUGUAAGUUGCCAUAAUACAGACAUUGACUCGAGUAUAGGUCGAGUGGGGGUUUUUCAGCACAAAUAAUGUGCUGAAAAACUCGACUUAUACUCUAGUAUAUAUGGUAAUCGUCAGGUGCCACACUCAAGCGGACAGAAACGCCAUCUUCGCCACACUAAAGGGCAAAACACCAAUGGACUUUGAAUCCGCAAAUCUUACCUUUUAUUAGGACUUAACAAGAUCCACACUUCAAUGGAGACGAAACCUACGCCCAGUGACCCAUCACCUUCAAGACGCCAAUGUAAUAUACCGCUGGACACUACCUAAAACCCUGUCUGUGGACCACAAUGGCACUACUCUGCAUCUCACCUCCACCCAGGAGGCGGACUCCUUCCUCAAGGUGCUGGGGCUUCCACUGGGACCAGAUCCAAUUGACGAUCCCACCAGCUCCCAUACAUGGGACCCCACCAGAACUGUCCCCUUUGUACCGAGGAGGAGGGGAAUCCCGAUAGCAGACACCUGAUGUGAAUGACUACUUCUUAGCCCGCUGGCAAAAAGUUACCAGAGUUAACAUUAAUAUUUCUGUUCCAGUUAUACGUUUACUUAUCUUCCAAGGGCUUAGCACCAAUUAGGGAACUCUGCAAGGCACACAACUACAUAAUACUUCCCUGAGUCAAAGGGCCACCUUAUAGGCAAUGACUCACAUACCGAUAAAACCAUUACCGGGUACCGCAUGGCAAAAGCCACCACCAUUGCAGAACCAGCUCAUAUGCCAAUAACACACCUCCAUCGCCCCCCAAGGUCCCCUAGGCUAGGGGCCACGGACCACGCACACAUUGUGCAAUCAACUACGAGGCACUCAGGACAACUUAAGGACAGGGAGAACUAGGUUCACGCACAACGUACCCGGUCACAAUGUCCUAACCUAGGGACACAAUAGCGAGUAAUGUGGUACAAAUCGUUAUCGCCAUGGCCACCACUAGGACCCACUUACAUGAAACAAGCGACCAUGGUACACCAACUAGAGCUGAACAUGCUAUGUAAAACCAAGAUAACUACAUGUAACUUCUCACCUUAGGUGGACCUAUGGCGAUACAAUGAUAGAUCUAGCAGGAUUGUUGUAACAUGUAAAAUUGACCUUUAAAAAAAAAAAAAUGAAUGCCAACUGUUUACCUAUGUUAUUUGUUUGACUACCUGAGAGAGCUGUUGUGGCAUCUCCAUCACUUGUGAUAUGCAACUGCACAACAAAAAUAAAGAAUAAAAAAAAAAAUAUUUGAUACAUUUUCAUGCAUAAAUCCUAUUAUUUGCAUGAAAAUGUGAAAGUAUCUGAAGAUAUUCUUAAAUGAAGUUUUAAAAAAAAUCCACUACAAACCAGACAAUUGGAUUUCUAACACCAAGUUUCAGCUACAGCUCGUUCACCUAUUUUUGUUAAAUAUAUAAAGAGAGGGUUAUCCCUCAUAUCCAUGUUGUAAAAAAACAUGAGGUUGGGGGCUAAUCUCCCCAGAACAUCUGCAUUAACUUUUCUGAUCAUAUGUUUGAGUUUCUAAGAAAGAUAAGCGAAACAACAAGUUAAAAGAGUUGGGUACUUUAUUCAGAUAGUAGAACCCCAUAGUGAUAAUAUAUAAUUUUGUAUGUAAAACACCGCAUGGUUUAACGUAUGUCUUCUAAGUGUGGCUAGAAUUACUAUGAAAGGCUGUCCUCCAGAUUUUCUUUGGCUCUUACUAUGUUGCUCAGACCUUACUAUUAACCAGGGAGGUCCAACAACUCUUCUUCCUCAAGCCGGUAUGUAAGGUAUGGAAAGGGUUCACAUGGUAGCAAAUAUGCCUUAACCCACUCCUUAACCUCAAAGGGGUGGUGGGGUCAGACUAUUAAAUAGCCAUAGAGAGGCCCAGGGAACGACCCUUCUAUCUUUGCCCACAUCCUGGGUGGUUGGGUGGAGGCUAAGAAGAUAAUUCAUGGGCCUUGAAACAUUAGUUGUAGAACCAGAGGAUACUAAACAAAGAAACAAAAUUGAAAAUGUGAGUUGGACCAUACAGAGUUUUAAAUUGAACCCUCUUUUAUAACAGUGUUAUCCUAUGAGUUCUCCUUUUUAUACCAUAGAGGAAUACCUGUGUCUGUUGCCUCGAUUAAUGGAGAAGGAAUUAUACUGUAUUCACCUGUGUAACACAUAUGGUGGUGUCAAGCUCUGGGAGUUAGAGCAUUAAUAUUAUUCCAAUUUUGCGCUGAGCACUUUAUCUUUCUAUUAUAUAUUUGAAAACACAACUAGUGCUCAUAUAAAAUUAAAUAUUGUGUUAAACAGAAUGCUGCAUCACCCUUAAAUAUAUAACACGUCUUGCUAGAUGGAAGAAGUGCAUUCAGUAUUUUUUUUUCUUUUAAAUGGAUACAUCCUGUCACUUAAGCUCUUAGCGUGAAAUAAGGCCAUGUGUCCUUAUCUUUGUUGGAGUGCUAAAUUAUGAAUAUCCUUGAGUGUCAGGAGUGCGAGUCGAAUGCAAGAUAGCUUAUUGGUAGGUGAUAAAUCAGAGACAGACUACAUGCAGAAUGACUGAAAAGAUAUACACUUUACAAUUUGUUAAAAUAUAUACCAAAAGACUCAGAUUACACAGCUUUCCUAAGAUAGGUUUUAUGCAAUAUUUAGUCUUUUUGUUUUAAUCGAUGGCUGGUAACCUAAAAAAAUACCAAAUAUCGUAGCACGCUACAAACUGCAGUAGGUAGAAUAUCUAAAAUAAACAAUACAAAUAUAGUAUAGUGCAGACUAUCUGAUAUAGCUAUCAUAGAAAUACUAUACAAUGUCUGGGAGAGAACUCACAUGUACCAGAGCUCUAUUACCCCUGGCUCUGGGUUUGAAUUGCUCCACUUAGCAGGGAUAUUUCCUACAGUAUAAUGACAGGAAAGGUGUCUCCACUUAGUCAGAUGAAUAUAUGGAUAUCUGUGCAGUAUAAGAGGAAACAAAAUAAUUCAUGUUUUUCCUGGGGACUAGACAUUAUUAUUACCCAACUUAAUGGAACACCAUGUAUUGAUUUCAAACGUCCUAUGAUGUAGCUGUACCUUGAAUCUAACCCACUGAGUUAUGUGUACUGUAUAUUCUAACCAUUCGUUCUGUUUGGUCCUGGGAUAGUCUGACAUCACUCUGUAUGCAGUUUCUCCUCCACUGAUUUGUUGAAAUUAUUCAUAUUGUAUUAAAAAAUGUAUUUCUUUGAUAGUUCAGUGACUCAGCCGUGCCCAAACAUGUCAGCUUUACAAGUCUACAUUCCUUUACAUAAUUACACUUAGUUAAAGAAAAUGUAGUUUCCUUGAAGCUUAAAAGUUAUUUUUCAAAUUCUUCUUGACUGAAAAAGUAUAACAUUAAUAAGUAAGUGUAUGAUGAGUAAUUUGUUUUCUGUAUACCCACGUGCUUGUAAUGUAUUUUUUAUAAUCAUGUUUUUAGAUUGACAAUAAAUCUCAUUGUUAAUUUACAAGCUGUGACAAAAGACCCAUGGUAUUGUGAAAGCUUCCCUCGUCCUAUAAACACCUUAACAAAAACAAAGCAACACAUUUGGCAGAGCCUUAAUAAUGAUUGUAAUAAAGAGUUAUUUGAGUAUUAGCAAUGUGAAUGCUAAUUGUGGAACCCCAGAUACUGUAGAACUUCCACUCCCAUGAUGCUCUGCUAGACUUUAUAAUCACAUAUCUGGGAAACCAGGGGCAAAAAGUUACUUUACAAACUGUUAUGUAUUUGCAUCUGUUAUGUAUUUGCACCUGACAGUGCUGUUUAUGUCAGGAACUAUGUUUCUGGGCCUAAAUGGAUACCUGCAAAAGUACAUGUGGCCACAGGAUCUUUGUCAUACAAAGUUCGAAUUCCUGAUGGUAGAAUAUUACGAAGGCAUGUCGAUCAGAUCCGGGAAUGGAGUGAUGAGAUUGUGCCUGCUGUCGGUCUCAGUCAUUCCAGGUUUUCUGUGAUACCAGAUGAUGUCGAACCACUGGGUGAUACAGGUGUCAGUUCUCCAGGAGUUGUUGUUGCAGAACCAGUUCCUUGCGGAUCAUCUGACAGAGCACAGGAAGAAAGGAUGGGCACAACUGAAGGUCCAGGUGAAGCAGCACCAAACAUGGUUUUGGGGCGCCCAAGAAGAAAUAUUCACCCUCCCAGUUAUCUCAAAGACUUUGAGGUCUAGGGGGCAGGAGUGUUAUGUAUUGGGGUGUUAUGCAGUCCACCUUCCAGUAGAUGGCAGCAUAGUGAAGUUAUGCACUUGUUCUGUUGUGUUAGUCUCUCUUGUGUUAUGUUAUUAUGUGUGUGUACUGAAGUAAAGAGAAGUUCUAUUUUACUACAAUGUCUGAGAGCCAUUUUGUGAAUAUAUAACAUGCGAAUACAUUAAACUGGCGAUGAGGAUCGGAUUGUCAGUAAAUGGACACUGCAGAAUAAAUAUACAGGAAAUAAAAUCAGCACUACUGAGGAGGAGGUAAAUCUUUUCUUUUGGAAUUCUAUUAUCUACAAAUAUCUCCAGCAUGGCUUCUCUGGGACACAUGGAGGAAUUUGAUCUAGCUAGUGGCAUACUAAGGGGGGCGGGGGGUGCGGAGGGGGUGGUCCGCCCCGGGUGCCAUCAGGGUGGGGGGUGCCUUGGGAGGGGGUGCCACAAGGAGCGCUGGCCCCCCUCAUGCUGCAGCCACCCGAGCGCUCUGUAGAGAGCCGCAGGCGGCUGCAGCUUUGCCCGCCCUGGCGCAGCCUGAGGAGAGGGGCUGACAGGAGGGAAGCGCUCAGCGCUCCCUCCUGUCACUCCCUCACUGUAGCGUGGCUGAGCUCUGUAUCAUGGUCCGCGGGUACAGGGAGCAUCUGUCUCCUGUACUCGGCCGGACUAACAGGAAGUACACAAAAGCUCCCCGUACCCGCGGACCAUGAUACAGGGCUCGGCCACGCUACAACAGUGGUGGGGGGGGAGAAAUUGCAGGAAGGAGGAUAAAUAAAGAUUGGAGGGUAUAAAUAAGGUGGGAGGGGGAUAAGGAAGUGGGGAUAAAUAAAAAGAUUGGAGGGAUAAGAGGUAUUGGAGGAUAAAUAAAAAGGUAGGGAGGGAUAAGGAAAUGGGAGGGAUAAAUAAAUAUUGAGAGGGAUAAAAAGAAAAGUGGGAGGGAAUAAAGAAAAGGUGGGAGGAAAGGAAGUGGAAGAGAGGAUAAAGAAAAGGUGGGAGGGGGAUAAAGAAAAGUGGGAGGAGGGAAGGAGAAAGGGAGGAAAUCGGAGAGGGGGAUAAGAAAAGAUUGGAGGGGAUAAAGAAAGAAAUUGGGAGGGAGAAGGAAAUUGGAGAGGGGAUAAAGAAAGAUUGGGAGGGGAUAAAAGAAAGAAAGUGGGAGGGGAGAGGGUAGGGGGAAUAAAAAGAUUGGGAGGGUGAGAUAAAAAGAAAAGGGAGUAGGGAGGGAGAGAAGGAAGUGGAGAGAGGGAUAAAGAGAGAAAAGAUUGGGGGGAUAAGGAAAUUGGGAGGAUAAAUAAAAGGUGGGAGGGAUAAAAGAAAAGAAGUGGGAGGGAUAAAAGAAAAGGUGGGGAGGGAAAAAGAGAGAGAGAGGGUGGAGAGGGGGGAUAAAGAAAGAAAUUGGGAGGGGGAGAAGGAAAUUGGAGAGGGGGGGAUAAAGAAAGAUUGGGAGGGGGGAUAAAGAAAGAAAUUGGAGAGGGGGAUAAAGAAAGAAAUUGGGAGGGGAGAGAAGGAAAUUGGAGGGGGGAGAGAAGGAAAUUGAAGGUGGGGGAGAGAUUUACAUUCAUCACACACCAUGCACCCCUUGCACACAGAAAAACACACAAUGCAUUGCACACACACUGCAUUACACACACAGACACACAUACACAAGCAAUGCAACCGUUACACACAAUGCAUCCCUUACACACAGAAACACACAAUGCAUUCAUUACACACACUUAAUGCACCCCUUACACACAUUCAAUGCAUCCCAUACAUACACAGAAACACACCUUGCAGUCCUUACACAUACAAACACAAUUUCACACAAUGCAUUCCUUACACACAUAUCAGGACAUUCCCUACACACUCCACCCCCUGUGAACAAACUCAUUGGUGGAACAUGAAGGUGGACCCUGGGACCCAGACCUUGAGCUGUGCAAAGGGCCCCCAAAAAAUGGAGCUGCUUCCCGUUCUCCCAGAACAUUGAUUUUUGUGACCACAGUUACAAACAGCCUCCAGAGAGCCUGCUCUACACCAGACCAGUGGAGCCAGACUGCAGCUAGAGCCCAUCAUCAUCCUCAUCUGGUUGUAAGUAGGCAAUCUAGUAUAUUAUUCGUGGCACUAAGCUCUAAAUUUACCUCACAUUAAAGAAACACUAUAGUCCCCAGAACCACUUCAGCUUAAUGUAGUGGUUCUAGUGUCUAUAGCCUGUCCCUGCAGGCCUUUUAAUGUAAACACGGCGGCACUGCAGCACUGGCGUUAGAUAACAUGGCAAAUCAUAUGGGUGGGGCAUUGUGAUGUCACAUGGGGGGGGGCGGCAAACUUUACUUUUUCCUAGGGCGGCAAAAAUCCUUGCACUGGCCCUGGCUGGAGGGGGCUGUGUGAGCUGUGGCCACAGAGUGCCCCAUGGUAGUUAGGGUGCCGUGCGGCCAGUACAGCUCACACAAGCAAACAGCUGAUAAACUGGCCGCACAGAGGACAAGUGGGGUGGAGCUAAGCAAAAUCGGAGGCGGAGCCGAACUGGCGCUAGGGGCGGGUAUUUGGUGGGGCGGGGCAAGAGGGUGCCAAGCACAGGAUCCGCCCCGGGUGCCAAAUGCUCUAGGUACGCCCCUGGAUCUGGCUAAUCCAGCCUCAUGAGACUCAUAUGCUGAGCGGUUAGUGUUUUUCCUGGAAGUUAAUAAGGUGGUUGAGGCUGUUCCGAAGAGAGCUGUGUUACUGAGUGUUAUUGGAUCUAAGACUCUUGAUACUGUCCGCUCACUGAUAUCUCCUGCUAAACCACAAGACUACUCAUUUGAAGAAAUACUGGCACUGUUAAAACAUCAUUUAGCACCCACCUCAUCUGAAACAAUGAGGCGUUUCCAUUUCAAAAGAUGAAAUCAGAAACCAGGUGAAAGCAUUGCAGCAUACAUUGCAGAACUGCGCAGGCUCUCUGAAAAUUGCAAUUUUGGUGCCAGCUUCGAAUCCUUGUUAAGGGACAGGCUUGUGUGUGGGGUGCAAGAUGAAGCACUGCAGAGGAGACUGCUUGCAAGACAGAAUUUAACUUUUAUUAUUGCACAAGAGGAAGCUCUUGCAAAUGAGGCUGCAUAUGUCCAUUCAAAAGAGAUACAAUCCUCUUCCAGCAAAGAGAACUCACCUGAAAUAAAUCUAGUGAAGAAGACUGAUGUUAAAUCAAAAGACUUUUCACCACGCACUGAUGUCACAGCUCCAUUUAAAGGAACUUGUUAUAGUUGCGGUGGAAAACACAGGCAUAAUACAUGUCGUUUUCGAAAUUCAGUUUGCCACACAUGUACAGGUCACAUACAGACAGUUUGCCAAACACCUUUAGCUGAUUGCGAUAUUUCAGUAUCAUAUAUACAUUUCUAUUUCUGGAAUUAUUUUGUUGUCCACGAUUCUGAGAUCUGAAUUCUAGUUUAGUCUUUAUUUUUCUAACUUACCGAGCUUCAUCCUCCUUAUUGGAAAGGAUCACUGACUGAUCAGGGUCUCACAUAUGCAUUAAUGUACGUUGGGAUGGUAGAAGAACCUCAUACCCAUGGAAUCUCUAUUAUAAUUGGGUUCAGCAUGGCAUCAGUACUGACAAACUUUGUUCUGGAUAGCGAGGUAGGAUGAUAGUUUGCACUGGAAGCAAUUCUCCCCACCAGUCACUUGUUUGUGUUUAUUUAUUGAAAGCAAUUUUUUAAGAUAUUCAUAGAUUUUUGUUAGUCUUGCAAAAAAUAAAAGGUGUACCAUGCAUAUUUAGUUAUUAGAUUUUUAUGGAUUACUUGUUAGUGUUUCUCCAUGUCGUCUGUAAUCAGGAGUCAUGUAAGAUCAUAACCCGGCAAUGUGUAUUUGAUUAUCUUCUCCUGUUCACAGAUGGUUGGAUAAAUGCAAUAUGUGUGUAUUGUGUCCAGAUUGUCAGUCAAGUAUCUUAAAGUCUAUUACUUCCCUCUAGAACAGAAACACAGAAACAUAGAAUGUAUUUUCUAAAUACUUUCAUGCUUACCUUCAAGACUUCUCUACAUCUGCACCAUUUCCCUUCCCUUCUCCAAUAGACACUCACCCAGUCUCCACUCCUUCAAAAAAUCAUUUAAAACUCACUUUUUCACAAAAGCGUAUCAAUUAAACUGUUAAUGGCUCUCAACUGAUUCCUGUCCUGCAACUACUGUCAUUUAAAUUUUUUUUUUUUUUUUUAAAUCCACACCAAGUCUUCAGUGAAUACUAUUCUACCAAUCUACUUCCCUAAUACUUCCCUUACCUUUUGUGUCACUAUACCCCACUCCCUCUAGCACAGGGAUAGGCAACCUACGGCACUCCAGAUGUUUUGGACUACAUUUCCCAUAAUGCUCUGACACCCAUAGUGCUGGCAAAGCAUCAUGGGAGGUGUAGUCCAAAACAUCUGGAGUGCCGAAGGCUGCCUAUGCCUGCUCUAGCAUGUAAGCUCAUUGAACAGGGCUCUCAACCCUUCUGUUCCUGUGCAUCAAAUUUGUCUGGUUACAAUUACAUGUUUGUUAGUCCACCUAUUGUAAAGCGCUACGGAAUCUGUUGGCGCUUUAUAAAUAUUAAUAUUAUUAAUUAGUUCCUGGCCUUAUCUUAAGUCCAGGAUAGCCUUAUGCCUAUCCCACACAUGCUUAAACUCCUUUACUGUGUUAAUGACACAUUCCUGUUGUACCUUUUAUUAGUAUUAGUGAUAAUAUUGUUAUUGCUAUUCUUCCAUUGAAUUGUACUUGAAGAUUAUUUAACGAAGUAAGAAUCGUUCACUUACUACCGCCUUCAAAGCUGGUGGAUGCAGGAAUGUCAGAAUGGCUGCUUUUUACUUUUGGGGUAAAUCCUUUACAAGCGCUUACUACAUAGGCUUGCUAAAAGAGCAAAUGACAGAUGAUUAAUGGCACCCACUUAAAACACAUGUAUUUUUAAGGAGGAUUGUCACUUACCUAGAUUUUGAAUUCUAUAUUUAUAUUUCCCUUAUAUGCUGCCUGUAGCAUUUCAUUACAGAAUGCUGCACUUUCUGGAAAUCUUUUCAUAAACAGGGUUAUACAUAGGACACAUGCAAAGGUUACACAUUUAGACUGGAAGAAAGGAGAUCUAGUCUAAGGCAAAGGAAAGGAAUUGUUACAGUAAGAACAAUAAGGAUGUGGAAUUCUCUGCCUGAAGAGGUGGUUUUAUCAGAGUCUAUACAUAUGUUUAAAUAACAAUUGUAGAUUAUGCUAAUUUUAGUGUACCGAUAAUCUUAAUUUUAUUAAUGACAGGAGGCGAGUAUUUGCUUAAGUCUUUCUUUACUUAAGCUUCACAGCAGCACUUUUUUACUUAGUAACAGGGUAACCAAUCAGAAAAAAGAGAUAACAAGGUAUAAGAGUCCCUCCCUGUGAUGUCACUUCCUCUUUCUGGCUGCGAACAAACAGGAACAGGAACUGCAACUGAACCGGAUGAGGAAUUCAGGAUGCCAGAUGAGAAAGCAGAUGUUAGAGAGGGAACAGGAACGAAAGCAUGUCUUCUUAGAGAGCUGAGGUGAUGCUUGAGAUGGAACGGCAACUGAGCUUGUCCUCAUGAGGGGGCUUUAUGCUGAAACGAGAAAGCAGAGUCGAAACCAAGGAUUAAUCCGAGAAUUGGACUUAUAAAAUAUGACAUUCGGUAUAGAAAAUCCCGUCUUAAAGCCCGCCUUCCACAAAGUGUAAACAAUCCACCCCUAGAGAAUAACCCUUAGCCCUCCCCAAGGUAGAGGUACAUAGUGUAUGUAUUUAGUCUAGAUGAACUUACCUAGAUAGGUGACCUUAGGGAGGGGAAAAAGAACGAGAGUGAAGGGUGGGAAAUACUCGCCUCCUGUCAUUAAUAAAAUUAAGAUUAUCGGUACACUAAAGUUAGCAUAAUCUACAAUUUUAUAACAUGACAGGAGGCUUCGUAUUUGCUGUUUUAACGCUCCCCAAGAAGGGCUAAGGAAGCGUGCACAGCCGGACGAAAAUAGAAGUUGCGGAAAGUCUGUUCCCGGGACCAGUCUGCUGAGUGGAGAAUGUCCCGAAGUGAGGCUCCAGCGCUGAAAGCUCCCGAUGCCGCCGCUCCCCUGAUGGAGUGGGCUCCGAAGGAGGCCUCAAUCCCCGCAAGGGAGAGCAACCACCUAACCCAUCGGGCAAGGGUUAUGGUCGACACCAGAUUAUGUGGUCGGACAUAGGAGAUCAAUAGUUGGCUGGAGGAGGAUGAACGAAGAGAGGAGGUGAGUAGUAAAUAACGAGAGAGAAGUGAUACCACGCACAAUUUUGGAUGGUUAGGGAAAUAAGGGUAAAACACCGAAGAAGAGUUUGAUUUUGUCCGUCUGGACACGGAAAAGGUGACACCUUCGGGGGAAAAAUUGAUAGCGUCAUGGUCAAAUGCACGAACAUCCGACACUCGUCGGAAGGAUACUAAGCAGAGUAGCAGGGUGAAUUUUGCCGAGAGUUGACGGAGGGUUAGAUCUUCGUUGUUCGUCCAGGUUUCCAGGAAACGAAUCAUGACAUUAACAUCCCAUAGAUGGGAGUAUUUAGGUGUUGGGGGGCGAGCCAGUUUGAUGCCCCUCAAUAGUCUGCAAACUAGCGGGUCCUGGCCUGCUGGAACUCCGUGUAGAGGGAUAUGGGCUGCCGAGAUUGCUGACCGGGCCACAUUGAUGAAUCGGUAUGAACGGCCUAAGUCGAACAGAUGCGAGAGGAAAUUCAGUAUGAACUGUCUAGGGGCUGUAAGGGGAUCGGUAUUCCGUUCCAUGCACCAAUUGCACCAAGUACUCCAGGAAGAAAGGUAGCAUCUUCUGGUUCCAGGAGCCCAGGAAUCCCAGAGAAGUUCUUUAGAUCUCUGCGAUAAUUCUCCGAAAUUCCAGGAUCCCCUGAAAGAGUCCAAGCCACUAAUUGGAGAUGACCUUGCAUGAUCAUCGGAUGAGGGUUUCCUAGAGGGUCCUCUAACAGGUUGGGCCUUAGAGGUAGAAGGAGGGGAUGUUGGCAGGAGAGGUCCAGGAGAUCUGGGAACCAUGCUUGGCCCUGCCAGAGCGGGGUGAGUAGUACCAGUGUGACCUGUUGUCGGCGAAUCUGAAGAAGAGUUCUUGGGAUCAUUGCAAACGGAGGGAAGGCGUAGGCUCCCGUCGUCGGCCAUGUCUGAAGAAAGGCAUCUACUGCCGAACAUUCCGGGUCUGGUAGCCAGCUGAAGAAGCGUGGGACUUGAAAAUUCGUCCGGGAGGCGAAAAGGUCCAGAAUAAACGGGCCCCUGAGUUUGGAGACGUGGAGGAAGACUGACCUGUGUAAGCACCAGUCGCUGCCGUCUCUCUAAUGUUGGGAGAACCAAUCCGCGGUGGUGUUCCUCUCCCCCGGGAGGUAUUCUGCCCUGAGUGUUAUGUUGCGCUGGAAGCAAAAAUUGUAGAUGUCCUUUGUCACCUCGGACAGGGUGUGAGAUCUGGCCCCGCCCAAUUUGUUGAUGUAUUGAACGGCCGAGAUAUUGUCCAUUCGGAGGAGAAUACAACAGUCUGAGAGAUGAUUGGCCAGACUGCGGAUUGCAAACGAUCCUGCGAUUAAUUCCAGACAGUUGAUGUGGAGAGAGUGUUCUGCAUCGGUCCAUGGUCCCCCGGUGGAAGUUGUAUGACAAGUUGCGCCCCAGCCUUGGAGGCUCGCGUCUGAUUCCACCACAAAGUCCGGAGUGGGACCAAAAAUUGCUUUGCCGUUCCAGGCAGACAUGUGGCGAAGCCACCAGUAGAGUUCCUCCCUCACCUCGGUAGUGAUUGGGAUCCUUUGGUCGUAUGAUGGAUGGGUCUGGAGGAAUUGAGCCUUCAAGCGUUGCAUGGCCCGAUAAUGGAGGGGACCUGGGUAGAUUGCUUGAAUGGAGGCAGAAAGCAGGCCUAUAAUUCGAGCUAAACCUCGGAGAGGUAGAUCCACUUGACGAAGCGUCUUCCUUCCUGAUCGCAGUUAACUUGGACUGAGGCAGGCGGAGAACACAGGUGGAGGAGUCGAUCUCGAAACCGAGAAACUGUAUGAUUUGGGAUGGAGUCAGCGAGGAUUUUUCCUUGUUGAUGACGAAUCCCAAGGAUUCUAUCAAUGAGGAUGUGUAGUCGGUCUGUGAUUGCAGCCUGGAGGUGUCGUCGCAGAGUAGUAAGAGGUCGUCGAGGUAGAUUAUGCAGCGAAAACCCCUUGCUCGAAGAUGUGCGGUGACUGGCUUGAGCAGUUUGGUGAAGCACCAGGGAGCGGAACUCAGGCCGAAUGGAAGGCAGGUGAAUUGGAAGAUCCGGUGGUGCCAAGGGAAGCGGAGGAAACGUCGACUGGAUGGAUGUACUGGCACGGAGAGGUAAGCAUCCUUGAGGUCGAGUCGGGUGAACCAAUCGCCUGGUCGGAGAAUGUCUCUGAGGAGAUGUAUCCCUUCCAUUUUGAAAUGCCUGUAUAUCACGAAGGUAUUCAAUUGGCGAAGGUUGAUUACCGGGCGGAAUUCUCCCGAUUUCUUUUUGACCAGGAAUAUGGAACUUAGAAAGCCUUCGUCGUGUGGAGCAGGUUGAAUCGCUCCUUUUGCUAGCAAGGAACGUAGUUCUGAAUCGAGGAGGAGCCAUUGAGAUUUUGACAUUAUCGGGUAAUGAGGGGGACCUGUUUGAGUAGGGAGAGAAUAAAACUCUAUGAAAUAACCCUGCACCGUGUUUAGAACCCAUGUAUCUGAAGACAGCGUCUUCCACAUAUCCACACAAUGUAACAACCUGCCCGCAUGAGGAACCGUAGAGAGGUGAAAAGUAGGAAAUCUCACCUGUUGGGUAUCUGUAGCGUCCACGGGCUCUAGCUCCUCGUCCCCUAUCUGAUCUUUGGGUGUAGAAGCCUCUAGAUUGAUAGUUGGGGAAGAAUGGUGAAGUGGGGGUUCGUUGGCGUUGGCUUGUAGGCCAGAAGCGGCUGACUGUACGACCCCUUGGACGGCCAGCCCUACCAAAAACCCGAGAGGGUUGUUGGUGGAAUACUCUUCUCAUUGAUGAUUGCGCCUUGUUCAGGGUGGCGUAUAGAUUUACAUGCUUGUGUAAUUCUUUAAUAUAGGGUUCUCCAAAUAAUAGACCCUUGGCCUUGGGGCCCAACUCUUUGGUCCCCAGGUCGGCUAGUUUGGCAUCCAUACGCAGCAGCACUGCUUUUCUACUCUCGGUAGAGAGGGAUGUAUUUGCAUUGCCCAGCAGGCAAAUGGAGCGUAGUGCCCAUUCUCUGAUCACAGAUGGGUCUAAAGGGCCCUCGUUAGAGAGGGCUUCAUCAGCCAGUAGUAGAAUUCUUGCCAAGGGCCCUAGGACAUCCAACAUCUUGUCCUGGGUGAGGCGUAGACUGCGUUCAAUGCCCUUUUUAGGGUCGCGGCCAGAUCUGGCAAAAUAUGUGUAGAGCAGUGAAUCAAACUCCGGGGUCAUAGCGACCUUGUCCGGCAAGGUGGGCCUAGGGCAUUCAGCUCUUAGGCGUUUGCGGACCUCCCGGUCUAGGGGUCUCCUUAUCCAGAAAUGGAUAUAUUGUGAAAGGUGAUUUGGGAGUGACCAUUCUGAAGAUCGAGGGUAUCUGAUCUGUCGUGGGUCAAAUAGAGGUUCACCAAGCGUAUCCAGAAAGGUUUCGGGUACUGAAUCCUCCGUAGUGGGGUCUCCCGUGAUAUCUUGAGGGAAAGGUGUUUCUCUGAAAGAUGCCUCAGGCCAGUCUUCUUCGUCUUCUGAAGAGUGGCCAGCUUGCCAUUCAUCUAGAAUGGCCAAUGGGUGUGAGUCGAAAGAGUCGUCUUCCUCCUCUGACAAGGUAGGCUGUAUGGGAUGUUUUUCCUUGGCGUCCGCUUGUUUUGGGUGUUUUGCCGGUUCUUUCCCUUUGCGUUUGAGUGAUUCUGGCCCAUCCCCUUUCCAAUAUCGUUUAUUGAGUUUGGAAGGGUUCCUUCUUGUAGAAUCGGAAUCAUCCGCCUCUUCAUCAGAGUGCGGGGGCUCAUAAAUUUUGGUAUCUUUGGGCUCAAUGGGCAGCACCCAAGCCAGGGUCUUUUCUAGUGAAGCGGCGACAGCCGCGUUUAUAAUCGCUUGCAGAUUUUGGUCUUGGUUUGAAGCCUCCAUAGCAACAGUGUUGGUACCUAUGGGGCAGAAUAGGCCAGCAUUAGAAUGUAUUUAGGGCCGUCUUGUAUAUCAAAAGAUAUUUAAUUUCAAUAGUGCAAGCUGUAAAUGAGGGUCACCCAGAAACAAUAACCUCAAAGAGUGCUUAUUUAAACUCGUGUAGAGGUAUGGUGGCACAGACAAAGCGGGCCAGUCAUGGGCUGUAUGGUAUAACAGCAAUCAUAAAAUAUAUAGGGAUUCACCCUUAGAAAAAAAUCACAAUAUGAAUGUGAUAAAUAUUUAGUUGUCUGGUAUUGGGGGUUGCUCCCAACAUAAAGGUAAUGAGUAGUUUAAUAUACAUUCAUUAUAAUAUUGGUAAUGUAAUACCUUUAAUUCACCACCAGGGGGAGUAGUGUAAGCGAAAAAUCUCCUGAACUGAAUUACAGAGUGAAGUAUCUCUGUGAGAAACAAAUUCUGCUCUGAGGGAGAUAUGUCCUGAGAGACAUAAGUUAGUUGAACUUAUAUAUGAGUAUCUUGGAAGAUUUUUGUACUGCCGAUUAAUAAUUAAAAUGGCCGCCGUGCGGCUAGAAUGGUCGCCGAUCGCGGCUCCAACAAAAUGGCCGCCGCGAUCUCGCGCAUGCGCACAAGGUGCAAACGGCCGUUCGGAUCUCGCGGCGAUGCGCGAGAUCCAAGAUGGCCGCCGUGCGCACUCAGGGCCGAUGGAGGCGUACUCCACAGCCCAAAAGCCCGGGAAAAACGGGGCAAAAUAUGCCGACCGCAACCCGGACCAAUAGAGGUAAAAAAAAACAAUUAAAUGUAUAGAAAAGUGAAACAGAACGUAAGGGACAGUGCAAAAAGGAAUAGAAGAGCAAAUUAGGCAGUAAUAGAGAAAAAGUUAAGAGAAAAUUUUUUUUUUUUUUAGAAAGAUAGCUAAGGUGGAACAAACACCUUAGAAAUAGGAAAAUAAGUAUAGUUAAAGUAUGGGAAAAAACAAAGAUUAAAUAAACAAGUUAGAAUAAACAGGAGAGUAAAUAACCCACAGAAAGUAAGAGGCAGUGGCACUCUGACCUGUACUGGUGUGAAGCAGCAAAGAAAGAGGAAGUGACAUCACAGGGAGGGACUCUUAUACCUUGUUAUCUCUUUUUUCUGAUUGGUUACCCUGUUACUAAGUAAAAAAGUGCUGCUGUGAAGCUUAAGUAAAGAAAGACUUAAGCAAAUACGAAGCCUCCUGUCAUGUUAUAAAAUUGGAUAAAUACUUGCAGAAACAUAAUAUUCAAGAUAUAAUUUCUAAUUAGUGGGGUAAUAGCUUCUUGAUCCAAGGAGAUAUCUGACUGCCAUUCUGGAGUCAAGAAGGAAUUUUUCCUAGUUUGUUGCAAAAUUGAAAGUGCUUCAAACUGGGGUUUUUGCCUUCAUUUGGAUCAACAGCAAAAAUCGAAUGUGUGAACUUGAUGUCACUUUUCAGCUAUGUAACGUUAACUAUGUAACAUAUAUCAAUACUAGAUGAUGUUGCCAGAGGUAUAACUCCAAUCUGUCUUAAUCCAGGUCUUUAGUAUGCCUUUAUGCAGCCCAGAACAAGAGUUCCAGUUCUCUGCAUAUUUCUGUACACAGAGGGUCAUUUAUUGGCUGACAGCGAUCAGCUGAUGCUCUCAUCCAAUGAAUGACUAGCAGGAUCUGUAUCCAGUUUCUGCAGCUCUGGAAGAAGUUAUUAGAAGAGUUGCUACACAGUUUUUAACCAUUAUCAGGAAAUUGCACCAGGCUGCAGUGGUUAUGGUGUUUAGAGUAAAAUUUUUAUCAUUGUUAUAAGUAAUGUUCUUUACAUCAUGUAGUUAGCACAAAAAAAGCAUAAAAACAGUAGGAGAAACAAAAACAAUGUUUCUUUUUAGUCUUAAUUUAAUUUUCUUCUCCUGUAACUGUGCCUGGACUGAACUAAAUUGUGAAUUUAUUUAAUAACAUUUUAAAGAAUAUAUCUAUAAAAUUGGGGAUUUGCUUAUGUUUCAUUAGGACUGCUGUGUUUUGACACUUCUUUUUUUGUUUAGUUAGGACUGUGUAUCAGCAGAGCGUCCGCUUCAGUCCUGAACCUCAAUAGCAGUUUGAUCCUUCUACCAAUGUGCCGAAUACUGCUUGCUAUGCUCCGUGGAUCGAAAAAGGUAUAUAAAACAAACAAACAUUUUAUUUAAUGCUUCUCUUUUGUAUUAAUACCUAGUUAUAAAUUAUACCUAAUAUCCUAUAAUUUUACAAUAGUAGAAUCGGUUUUAGGUAAUGUAUAGACAGGGUAAAAACAUUUAGCAAACAUGGGAUCCGAGCUAAGUUAGUUAAUCAAGCAACUCAUUCUCCAAAGGGAUUUGUGCCCUAUGUAAAGACGGAGAAGAUUUUUGGCCAUGUAAUAGGCACAGGUCCGUGUUAGGCAAAGACCCUUUUUGUAUUAGGAAAGAUCAGUAUCACAUAGCUUAGCUCGGAGUGAUCUUUUUCCACCCAAAGGCAAGAGUGUGUUUGAGGGAUUUAAAUAACAAAGAGGGUGGUAAUGACGUUCCUUUAAAUGAUGUGAAAAUCUGGGAUGCAUGGUAAUUUUCCCUACAGUUAUACAAGCUGGCCGGGUUGUACGGGGCACAGCCAGUUUAG
Messenger RNA from Pelobates cultripes (western spadefoot toad), 41985 nucleotides. Lineage: Eukaryota; Metazoa; Chordata; Amphibia; Anura; Pelobatidae. The record is from the annotation of a GenBank genome assembly.